CGGGAUGUUUUGAAAGAGACGAACCAGAAGUGUGUAACACCGUUAACACUCCGUCACGAUAUCCAAGACUUUGCAUAGUUAUCUGCACCCGGAUCGUUUAUUUAUAUUUCUUAUGGAAUUUCCUAAAGCCAUUUAAUAUUAUUUGUAAGAAUGGAAGACUUGGAUCAUAAUAAGGCACCCUCUGUCAUUGAUCGGUAUUACACACGGUGGUAUAAAACAGAUAUCAAGGGCAAGAACUGUGAGGACCAGUGCGUUCUUCAGCAUUCAAACAGAAUCUGUGUCAUUACUCUGGCAGAGAGUCACCCUAUACUUCAGAACGGCAACACAAUCAAGAGCAUCAACUAUCAGAUCAGCGCAGGCUGUAGUCGCCUGCAGAACAAGGUGUCUGGGAAGUCCAAGAGAGGAGGCCAGUUCCUAACAGAGUUAGCACCUCUGUGUAGAAUAACAUGCACAGAAGGUGUGGAGUAUACCAUUUACAGCUGCAUAAGGGGUCGCCUGUUGGAAGUCAAUGAAGGUAUUCUUGAAAGACCAGAACUUUUACUGGAAAAGCCUUCAACCGAGGGAUACAUUGCUGUCAUCCUCCCUAAGCUGGAGGAGAGCAAGACGGUGACAAACGGUCUGCUGAGUAGAGAGGAGUAUGAGAACAUCCUUUCCAAACGGACCAGCAGCACCCAGCAGGGACCAAAGACUGAGCCAGAGCCAUGCUGAGGAAUGAGGUCAAAGGGACUCGUCACUCUUUACUCAGUCCGGCAGUAGUGACCUGCAUUAUUCUAGGCGCGGCUUUGUUAUAGGUGUCCCUCGCCUCCUCAGACGUAGGUACCUAUAUCAGACCUACAUCACCCACAGCAUAGCGCGUACCCAUAGCCAGAAAUUGACUCACGCUGUUGGUGAAUGACAGUGCAGAGAUCUGGGAUGAUAGAGCUGAAGAAAUGGGCCUUUUGAGUUCUAGCCUCUGCCAGGAGUUGGCAGUCCAGAGCAAAUUUUUUUUUUGGAGCAACAUUUUUGCUCUUUAAAAUGAUUGUUGAUGGGAUGUGAAAUAUGUAUACAAUAUUUCCCUUAUGCUCGUUAAGUGACCAUACCGUUCAUACCUUAAUAAAUGACAACUUAAUCAACUGUUAAGAAAAAUAAUGUUUAUUUAGAUUUGUGUUGUUUAU
This is a messenger RNA of Esox lucius (northern pike), 1154 nucleotides long. RefSeq names its product actin binding transcription modulator (gene abitram). The transcript has 6 exons. The coding region runs from base 151 to 708 and encodes 185 amino acids. Gene Ontology annotation, molecular function: actin filament binding; actin monomer binding. NCBI's taxonomy places the organism in Eukaryota, Metazoa, Chordata, Actinopteri, Esociformes, Esocidae. Gene Ontology annotation, biological process: regulation of filopodium assembly; regulation of actin filament polymerization; dendrite morphogenesis. Gene Ontology annotation, cellular component: filopodium tip; lamellipodium; dendrite. The record is from RefSeq and is a predicted model, not a curated record.